AUGUAUGUGAAAUGGUUUGAUACAGGAAUGUUUUACUAUGUGAUUUUAGUGAAUGUCACUUUUUGUCAUUUUCAAAUUUCCCGCUGUUCCGUCCCCGUACGUCUGACGCUUGCAGGGGACAGAACCCAGAUGACAGAAGCCGGCAUCCGCCGGAGGACAUUAAAGGGGACACUGCAGGAGGGACAUCGUAGGAACGCAGGACAAGGUAAGUAAUCGAGGGAUCCCGGAGCAGCGCCGCAUGGUAUUCCCAAGUGUAGCUCAGGGUUACCGCUUUUGCUACACUCGGGAAUACCACCAGGGAGG
Molecule: messenger RNA, 303 nt
Organism: Staurois parvus
Lineage: Eukaryota; Metazoa; Chordata; Amphibia; Anura; Ranidae
Source: the annotation of a GenBank genome assembly